This is a messenger RNA of Necator americanus (New World hookworm), 831 nucleotides long. RefSeq lists its product as uncharacterized. Bases 1 to 831 code for a protein of 276 amino acids. The transcript has a single exon. Lineage: Eukaryota; Metazoa; Nematoda; Chromadorea; Rhabditida; Ancylostomatidae. Gene Ontology annotation, biological process: proteolysis. Gene Ontology annotation, molecular function: aspartic-type endopeptidase activity. The record is from RefSeq and is a predicted model, not a curated record.
AUGAAUGAUGAAAUUGUUCUCGAAAAGCGUCUCUGUUGGAAAUGCUAUUCAAACCAGCAUUCGAGUAAAGCGUGCACAAGAGACAACUGUCCACUUUGUAGCGAAUUACACCAGAAACAGCUCUGCCUCUCCAGUGAGGUCGCGAACGAUGUCAACGAAAGCUCAUGCGCGGUGACGCAACAAUAUAUCACCCCGCACAAUGAACAACACAAUCGGAGGCCCAGCGAAAGGCCUGCGAAAGUCAGGAACUCCGCGGAAUCGAACAGAUUGGUAUCUCCGCGGCAGAAAAACCACACUGCAUCUAAUAUUGACGAUCAAAACAAUUCAAGAAUUCAAAUCAACAGCGAGACUCAGAACCACGAUCAUGCCGAAGAAGUCCAAAUUACGGAAAAUCACACGACCGUAGAAAACAAUCUCACUCCACUUCAUAAAGAGCAAAGAAUUCUAAUGACUGCCGAAAGCAGCAUCUGGAAUUACAACACGGAACGAUUUGAGAGAGCUGUGUUUUUCUUCGACACCGUGGCGCAAAAGACGAUUAUUGAAGAAGAGUAUGCCAACAACUUGGAACUGCCAACGUUAAGAACCGAGAACUGCGUGAUGUCAGGAAUCGGUGGAAAGACGGAAGUGUUUGAAACUAACAUCGUGAACGUCAAAAUAGGUACUGCCUAUGGGAAAGAAAUAGACAUUCUGAUACAGACUAAGCCUAUUCUUACCAAAGGUUUUCCAGCAGUACGUCUAUGCACCAAAGAUCAGCAACUCUUGCAGAGUAGAAACAUUCUCGUGUGCAAUCCACACAUUAGGAACAGAAACCACAGAUUUUGGUCGGCUUAG